This is a messenger RNA of Bradysia coprophila, 7959 nucleotides long. RefSeq names its product Fatty acid synthase 1 (gene FASN1). Lineage: Eukaryota; Metazoa; Arthropoda; Insecta; Diptera; Sciaridae. Gene Ontology annotation, molecular function: phosphopantetheine binding; oxidoreductase activity; 3-oxoacyl-[acyl-carrier-protein] synthase activity. Gene Ontology annotation, biological process: fatty acid biosynthetic process. The record is from RefSeq and is a predicted model, not a curated record.
AAUUACGCUUUGAAUGGAUCGGUUCGGAGUUUACUAUAUUUUUGUCUUUUAAAUUGAAAAUCGUGAUACUGUCAACAGUUUAGUAAAAAAACAAAUUUUUUAUGUUUUCUUUAAGAAUAAAUUUCCGAUAAGUCAUUUCUGCAACGAGAAAGUGAAUUUUGAAGGAUUAUAAUUUUACGAAUUAAAAUUUCUUCGUUGAAUUUAAGCGAUCAAAUCAGUUCUAUUUGUUGUGGCCGGUUGUUGUUAGACCAGACACACCAUUCCAUCAAAGCGAAAUCGUUUCCAACGGAAGAAAAAACGUCGAAACCAACAUACCAACAAUAUGCCAGCCCGAUUCUCAGAUGUUGCUACUGACACCCGUCGUAAUGUCCCUAUGGACCUGGAGGGACGCUACGACGCUGUGCAGGACGAUAUCGUCAUAACGGGCUUCUCUGGCCGUCUGCCGGAAAGUUCAAAUAUUGAAGAAUUUAAGAAAAAUUUGUUUGAUGGAGUCGAUAUGGUCAACGAUGAUCCGCGACGAUGGCCGAAGGGAUUGUACGAUUUGCCAACCAGAAUUGGCAAAAUAAAGGACAUCGAUUUGGAGCUCUUCGAUCAGCAGUUUUUCAGUGUGCAUCAGAAACAAGCGGAAUGUAUGGAUCCGCAAAUGAGAAUGCUGCUAGAAACCACAUAUGAGGCUAUUAUUGAUGCAGGCGUUAAUCCACAAGAAAUUCGUGGCAGUCGUACCGGCGUGUACAUCGGUGUUUCUUCAUCCGAAGUCGAACAAUAUUGGUGUGCCGAUCCAGAUCGCGUAAAUGGAUAUGGACUCACCGGAUGCGCACGAGCUAUGUUUGCCAAUCGUCUGUCGUUCACAUUCGAUUUCAAAGGGCCCAGCUUCGCAACAGACACUGCCUGUUCGAGUUCGUUGUAUGCCAUGGCGCAGGCGUUCGAGGACAUGAAAAUGGGACGUUGCGAUUCAGCUAUUGUGGCCGGUGUUGGUUUGAUUCUGAAACCGACCAUGUCGUUGCAAUUCAAACGCUUAGGAAUGUUAAGUGCUGAAGGCAUGUGCAAAGCCUUCGACGAAACUGGUGCCGGUUACGUUAGAUCCGAUGGAUGUGUUGUGACAUUUUUGCAAAAGUCAUCUUCGGCCAGACGUAUUUACGCUAGCGUGUUGAAUGUGCGAACCAAUACUGAUGGUAGUAAGGAGCAAGGCAUCACAUAUCCCGAUGGACGUAUGCAAAAUCGAUUGAUUCGAGAAACGUACGAAAGCAUCGGCUUAGAUCCGGCUGAUGUUGUGUAUGUAGAAGCGCACGGCACCGGUACCAAAGUUGGAGAUCCGCAAGAAGUCAAUUCCAUUACCGACUUUUUCUGUAAGGAAAGGAAAACGCCCCUACUCAUGGGCUCAGUCAAAUCAAAUAUGGGUCACUCAGAACCUGCUUCUGGAGUGUGUUCCAUCGCAAAAGUGUUGUUGGCAAUGGAAGCAGGUGUCAUUCCUGGUAAUCUUCAUUAUAAAUCCCCCAAUCCCGAUCUGUAUGGAAUUGUUGACGGUCGGAUCAAGGUGGUUGACAAAAACACACCUUGGAAUGGCGGUAUCAUUGGCUUGAAUUCCUUCGGUUUCGGAGGAGCUAAUGCUCAUGUGAUUCUUAAGUCGAACCCUAAACCAAAGGCAAUCACACCGGAUGACGGUUUCCCAAGAUUGGUUGUUCUAUCCGGUCGUACCAGUGACGGUGUGCAAGAGCUUCUCGAAGAUGUUGAAAAGCACAAAGAUGAUGAGGAAUACUUGGGUCUGAUCAACGAAAUUCACACCAAAAACAUUCCCCUGCAUUACUACCGUGGAUACACAAUCGUCAACGGCGGUGAUCCACAACGUGAAGUUAUGGAACUGGUUGAAGACAAACGUCCGCUGUGGUACAUCUAUUCUGGCAUGGGUUCUCAAUGGCCGAGCAUGGCUAAAGAUUUGAUGCAAAUUGAUGUGUUCAAUCAAAGUAUUCAUCGAUGCGCCGAGGCUCUGAGACCGGAGGGUAUUGACUUGGUGGAAAUUUUGACCAAGAGUGAUGCUUCCAAGUUUGAAAAUACUUUGUACUCGUUCGUUUCGAUUGCCGCCGUGCAGGUCGCUCUAACCGAUUUGCUUACACAUUUGGGCAUGACUCCAGAUGGUAUCGUUGGUCAUUCCGUGGGUGAAUUGGGAUGCGCUUACGCUGACGGUUGUUUCACACCGGAACAAACUGUAUUGGCCGCUUAUUGGCGUGGUAAGAGCAUCAUUGAUUCGAAACUCCAAAAGGGAGCAAUGGCAGCCGUAGGAUUGUCAUGGGAAGAUUGUAAGAAACGUUUGCCUGAAGAUGUUUUCCCUGCCUGUCAUAACAGCGAAGACAGUGUCACUAUUUCUGGUUCUGUUGAGGGCAUAGAAAAGGUUGUGAAGCAACUUACCGAUGAGGGCAUUUUCGCUCGUGGAGUCGCUUCAUCUGGAGUCGCCUUCCACAGCAAAUACAUCGCUGAUGCCGGACCCAAACUUCGCAAGUCGCUUGACCGCAUCAUCCCAACACCGAAGACUCGAACAUCGCGUUGGAUCAGUUCCAGUAUUCCGGAGAGCGGUUGGAACACACCAAUGGCUCAGCAAAGUUCAGCUGCUUACCAUGUCAACAAUUUACUGUCGCCAGUUCUGUUCCACGAGGCCAUUCAGCAUAUACCGAAGAAUGCAAUUUGCAUUGAGAUCGCGCCUCACGGUCUCUUACAAGCCAUUAUCAAGCGUUCACUGGGAAGUGGCGUGACUAGCUUGAGUUUGUUGAAGCGGAACCACGAGAACAAUUUGAUGUUUAUGUUGAGCAACGUCGGCAAACUCUAUGGCGCUGGUGCUCAGCCUCUUGUUCCCAAAUUGUACAGACCAGUUUCGUAUCCCGUCGGUCGUGGUACACCUAUGUUAAAUUCCAAAGUCUCUUGGGAUCACAGUCAACGUUUCGCCGUACCAAAACUUGGAGCAGAUUCUCAAUCCGGUGAAACCAUCAUCGAUGUUAAUCUGACGAAGGACGAGGAUGCUUAUUUGGCUGGCCACACAAUCGACGGACGUGUUCUAUUCCCAGCUACUGGUUACAUGACCUUGGCCUGGCGUCAAUUCGCUAAAAUGAAGAACAGCACAAUGGAAAAGACACCGGUCGUUCUCGAAGAUGUCGUUUUCCAUCGUGCUACCAUUUUACCCAAAGAUGGAUCGGUCAAAUUCGGAGUCAAUUUCUUCGAUGGCACUGGUCGCUUUGAAAUCUGCGAAGGUGGUUCGUUAGCUGUUUCUGGCAAGAUUUACAUACCAGAAGACAUGGAGACUACACAGUUACAAUUGAAGCCACUGGCCAUGGACAAGUCUGGAUUGUUAAUGAACACUGGUGAUGUGUACAAGGAAUUGCGGCUACGAGGAUACGAUUAUGGCGGUAAAUUCCGUGGCAUUACGGAAUGUGAUUCGAAAGCAUUAACCGGAAAACUGGCAUGGGAAGACAACUGGAUCAGUUUUAUGGACACCAUGUUGCAGUUCAGCAUCAUGGGUAAAGAUUUGCGUGAACUGUAUCUGCCGACACGUAUCGAAAAAUGCAUCAUCGACCCAUUGAAGCAAUACCAACUGUUCGAGAAUUCUGCAGACGAGAAGAAAACCGUCGAGUGUUACAUGUACAAGGAUAUCAAUGUCAUCAAGAGUGGCGGUGUUGAAAUGCGAGGACUUCGAGCUUCGUUGGCACCGAAACGAUCUGGAACACAAUCGGCACCAAUAUUGGAACGCUACAACUUCAUUCCAUUCAUGAACGAACAAGAAUUGUGUGAAACUGAUGAACGUGCCCGUCAACAUGCUGUCGCAGCAUCUGUCCAACUGGCUAUUGAAAACAGUGGCGGAGCUCUGAAGCUGAAGGUUGCCGAUAUUGUCGGCGACAAACCAUUGGAGAAUGUUAUGGCACAACUGAUCCAGUAUCUGAUUGAAAGCGAACCAACUCUUGUCACUGAUGUGGCUAUCAUCACAAACCACAGUGCCGAAGCUUACACUCAAACGCUCGGUGACUCAGGUAUACGCGUCGUCACCAAAGAUGCUCUCAACGGACCGGUCGAACAAAAUUGCCAUAUCGUUGCUAGCUACGAUGUCGUUUCGCAAAUGUCGGCCAACACAUUGCUACAGAACAUGAGAGAGUCCAUUCGCGAUGAUGGUUUCAUUCUAUUGGAGGAGAACAUUGUUGGAUUCGAUAAAACCAAAGCAGAAAAACUCUUUGCCACAAUGAAUUUGGCCAUCGUGUCAGUUCAACGCAAGACCAACAAGUACUACUAUCUCCUUCGACCCAUGGUCGAUCUCGAAGCUCGUAACAAACAAAUCGUUCACGUAACGGAAACAAACUACAAAUGGGUGGAAGAAUUGAAAGCAGCACUGGCUACAGCCGAAGAAAACAACCGUUACGUGUACAUCGUCAGUCAAGGAGAAGAAUUGUUCGGAGCUUUGGGUUUCAUCAAUUGCAUCAAGAAUGAAAAUGGCGGUAAAUUCGCACGCAUGGUCUACAUUCAAGACAAGAAUGUGGAGAAAUUCUCGUUCACCAGCAAAUUCUUCGCCGAACAACUGAAGAAGGAUCUGUUGACCAACGUUUACAAACAAGGCAGCUGGGGAUCGUUCAGACAUUUGAAAUUGGAAUACGAAGCCGAUACACCAACACUUCAAGUUGAACAUGCGUACGUGAAUGCUCUAACGAAAGGCGAUCUCUCCAGUUUGCACUGGAUUGAAGGACCAUUGUCCCGACAAUUACCUGAUCCCAAAGACAAGCGAUUGGAAUUGUGCACAGUGUACUACGCUCCAAUCAAUUUCCGUGACGUUAUGUUAAGUUCCGGUAAAUUGGCUGCCGAUGCUUUGCCAGGUGACUUGGCAACGCAAGAUUGUAUUUUGGGCCUGGAAUUCUCCGGACGAGAUUCAACUGGCCGAAGAGUGAUGGCUAUGGUGCAAGCUAAGUCAUUGGCAACAACUUGUGUGGCUAGUCGCAACAUGAUUUGGGAGAUUCCGGACAGUUGGACUAUGGAACAAGCCUCCACUGUUCCUUGCGUCUAUUCAACCGUUUAUUACGCAUUGGUCGUUCGUGGACGAAUGAGGAAGGGUGAAAAGAUUCUGAUCCAUGCCGGUUCUGGUGGUGUUGGCCAAGCUGCUAUUUCUGUAGCUCUACACCACGGAUUAACUGUCUACACGACCGUUGGAAGUCAGCAAAAACGGGACUAUCUCAAGAAAACAUUCCCGCAGCUCACUGAUGCCAAUAUUAGCAACUCUCGUGACACAUCAUUCGAACAAUUCAUCAUGCAAGCCACAAAUGGCAAGGGAGUCGAUCUAGUUUUGAAUUCCUUGGCUGAAGAGAAAUUGCAGGCUUCGGUUCGUUGCUUGGGUUUGAAUGGUCGAUUCUUAGAAAUCGGAAAAUUGGAUUUGAACAACAACUCGCCGUUGGGUAUGUCGGUGUUCUUGAAGAACACCUCGUUCCAUGGUAUUCUCUUGGACAGCGUUAUGGAAGGAGAUGAUGAAACAAUCCAAGAAGUUGUUGGAUUGGUCGCUGAUGGUAUCAAGAACGGUGCUGUUCGACCAUUACCCACAAGUGUUUUCAACGACAAACAAGUAGAGCAAGCAUUCCGUUUCAUGGCAUCUGGCAAGCAUAUUGGUAAAGUCGUUAUCAAAGUCCGUGAUGAAGAGCCGAAGAAUACCAAAAUGACCGGAUUCGCUCCAAAACUGAUGACAUCCAUCCCCCGAACGUAUAUGCACCGCGAAAAAUCUUACAUCAUUGUUGGUGGACUCGGAGGUUUCGGUCUGGAAUUAGCCAAUUGGAUGGUGUCUCGAGGUGCUACCAAGAUUGUACUAACAUCCAGAAGUGGCAUUAAGACCGGCUAUCAGUCAUUGAUGGUUCGCAGAUGGAGAGAUCGUGGCGUAACAAUUGCCAUUGAUACCAACGAUGUGACCACAUUGAAAGGAACCCAGUCUCUGCUGAGAGAAUCGAACAAAUUGGGUCCAGUCGGUGGCAUAUUCAAUUUGGCCGCUGUUUUACGCGAUGGCUUAUUGGGCGACCAGACCGAAAAGGACUUCGAACAAGUUUGUGUACCAAAAGUUGAUGGAACUAAAUAUCUCGACGCAGCCUCACGAGAAUUGUGCCCCGAAUUGGAUUAUUUCAUUUGCUUCUCCAGUAUUUCGUGCGGUCGUGGUAACAUCGGCCAAACAAACUACGGCCUUGCCAAUUCGACAAUGGAAAGAAUCUGUGAGAAUCGUCAAGCGAACGGUCUACCUGGAACAGCUAUUCAAUGGGGUGCGAUCGGUGAUACUGGUCUGGUUAUCGAAAGUCUUGGCGAUAACGAUACUGUGGUUGGUGGAACAUUGCCUCAACGAAUGUUCUCCUGCUUACAAACCAUGGACAUUUUCAUGCAACAACCACACGCCGUUCUGUCAUCAAUGGUGGUGGCCGAAAAACGUAAGGCUGACGCUGCAAGUGGUGUGAGCUUAGUCGGCUGUGUCGCAAAUAUUUUGGGACUCAAAGAUUUGAAGAAUGUACCGGACCAAGCAUCGCUAGCCGAUUUGGGAAUGGACUCGUUGAUGGGUGCUGAAAUUAAACAGACCUUGGAACGGAACUACGAUGUGGUUAUGAGUGCAACCGAAAUCCGUCAAUUGUCGUUCGGAAAGUUGAAGGCUUUAGAAUCCGGUUCCGCAGAAACCGCAACAGCAACAACCACUACAACAAAGGGCACCGAUGCACAAGCAAUUGGUGACGGUACUCAAGUUGUAUUCACGUCGGAGCUGAUGCCCACCGAAACACUCGUCAAGCUUCAAUCGAAGGCCGCAACCGACAGCAAACAACGACCACUAUUUGUCGUUCAUGCCAUCGAAGGCUUCGUAACCGCAUUGAAACCGUUGGCCGGCAAAAUGACCUGUCCCGUAUAUGGUCUCCAAUGCACAGCCGAUGCUCCUCUCAGCUCAAUAUCCGAUUUGGCCGCAUUCUAUGUGACCAAAAUCAAAACCGUUCAACCGAAGGGCCCGUACGCGAUCGCUGGUUACUCGUUCGGUGCGUCCGUGGCUUUCGAAAUGGUGUUGCUAUUGGAGAAAACUGGCGAAUCAGCCACUUUGGUCAUGUUUGAUGGUUCACCCAAAUACGUUAGCUGGUACACAGAAACGCAUAAGCAGCGAUUGGAAGGUGGAUCAACCACCGCUCAGGAUGAAGCUUACGGUCUGGCCUAUUUCGGUAUGGUUUGUUCAAACAUCAACUACGUUACUACUGCUAAGGAAUUGGAAAGUCUACCCACAUUCGAUAGUCGCUUGAAACGGUUAACUGAAAUGAUCACCACGGCUACGAAAUAUCCGGCAGAUUUGAUAUCGACGUGUGCACUAAGCUUCUACAAGAAAUUGUUGGCGGCGCACAACUACAAACCUGAAUCUAAAGUUAAGUCCAACGUUACUUUAAUUAAGCCCACUGAGAAUUACGCUAAGCUAUCGACUGAUUAUGGACUAUCGGAGGUUUGUACAAGCAAAGUGGAAAUUGUCACAGUAGAAGGAGACCAUCGAACAAUUUUGACCGGCGAUUCGGUAGAAACUAUAGCCUCAGUUCUACAGAAAUUGGCGGCAUAAAUCUACGUUUAUAUCAAGCUAUCGAUGCAUCCACCAGAUGGUACACAUGCAUCAACCACAAAUCCUUAAUUUUAAAGAUUUUUUUUUAUUUAUCUCAUUAAAUUAGUUGGUAGAAUUAUGUUACAAUCCUACCAGAAUGGAUUAGAUUGUAUGAAUUGUUGUUUACAGAAACGUUAUGGAAGGAUCUAAGUUUUGUAUAAGUUAUAGGCGAGGAGAAGAGCGCAAGUUAUGCAUUUUUUGUUCAGGUCCAAAUAGUAUCAUCAAGCGCAUAACUUUUGAACUUUGGAAUCGUUGUCCGUUCUUUGAAAAUAAUAUUUUUCGUUUUUUUUAAAUUAAAUUAAAUUAAAUUUCCUUUCAAUCUGGUCAUUGGAAUAUAUCGAUUCCGAUCAACA